Messenger RNA from Erpetoichthys calabaricus (reedfish), 8936 nucleotides. It is a transcript of the gene ksr1b, whose product is annotated as kinase suppressor of ras 1b. Gene Ontology annotation, biological process: protein phosphorylation. The record is from RefSeq and is a predicted model, not a curated record. The transcript is spliced from 19 exons. The coding region runs from base 285 to 2909 and encodes 874 amino acids. Gene Ontology annotation, molecular function: protein kinase activity; ATP binding. Lineage: Eukaryota; Metazoa; Chordata; Cladistia; Polypteriformes; Polypteridae.
CGUACAAAGCUACAUUUAACGAAUGAACGACAUUUCCCAGCGUGCAGUACAUAUCCGGCUUGCUUUUCCCAUUGCGAACUACAAGUCCCAGCUCUGCCACAGCUCAAGAAGAGUGAAAGGCUCCUGGCGGUAGCGGUUGCAUUGCAGCUUUAUGACAGCUUCGGUCCUGACAGCUCGGAUUUAGUUUUACAACGGCAACGGGAUACCGAUUUCUAGGCUUUAAUUCACCUAUUGAAACCGGCCCAUUAUUCAAGGAUACUACAAACUGUCCCCGAUGCCGAGUAAUGGAUAACGUGGUUGGCUCAGGAGCAAAGGAGAUGGUCGAGCACGGGGCUGAGCCGGAGCUGCAGCCAGGAGAGCCGGAGCGGGGUAGAGACGCUUUGCAGCAGUGCGUCCUCAUCCAAAACCUCAUCGACAUUUCCCUAUCCAGUUUGCAAGGGCUGUGGACAAAAUGCGCAGCUUCAAACGACCUCACCCAACAGGAGAUACGCACUUUAGAGGCCAAGUUGUUGACGUACAUCAGCAAACAGCUGCAAUGCAAAAGCAAAGUGCCUUUAAAUGAGCGUCCUGUAGCCUUAAACAGCUAUCCUCGGCUUAGUGACUGGUUGAAGACCGUCAACCUCAGGAAUGAAGUUAUCCAGGCUGUCCCUGCAAAGCUAUCUCUGGAUGCUCUGAUGCAGAUGUCUGGGCCACAAGUCACAGAGACCAUGAGAGAGUUUGGUUUGAGUGCUGAAGAGUGCUCACGGCUAAAUAGUGCCCUUUCUUGUUUAAAGAGGGUCAGUGAGUCAGGUGGGGAUCUUAGAGAAGAGACUAACCAAUUGCCCUCAUUAGACUUAAAAAGAGACAACAAUAUUAUUACUUCAGCAGAUCAGCUUCUUUGGCCUUCCGCAGCAAUGCAUCCUCAUAGCCCUUCUCCAUUAGAAAGGAAAUCUUGCAGCCAACCUCGCUCAAUUUCUGUAUCUGCUAUUACCUCCUCGGACUGCUUGGCUCCAUCAAACCAGGGCCCAUACAUCUACAUGGAUAAUCUACCAGACCCAUUUCCAUCCUCACCACACCUAAGCUACAGAGUAACCCCACAUGCUAUUACCAUUACACCUCCUGCUACCCCUCCUUUGAAGAGGAAGAACAAGUUGAAGACUCCACGUACUCCCCCAGCCCCUUCACGGAAAAUCAUGCACCUCCUGCCUGACCUCUCCAUAAUCACCCGGAGCAAAUCUCAUGAGUCCCAGCUGGCAAAUCGCAUCGAUGAAGUGUCUGCAAACAAAUUUGACGUCCAUCAAGGAUCACCACAGACACUGCGGAGAGAUAUUAGGCUGGAGGUCACUCACAGGUUUUCAACCAAAUCCUGGCUGUCACAGCUUUGUCAGGUUUGUCACAAGAAUAUGAUCUUUGGAGUCAAAUGCAAACACUGCAAAUUCAAGUGCCAUAACAGGUGUACUAAGGAUGCACAGUCGUGUGGAAUAUCCAUUAUCCCAUUACCAAAGAUUAGAAGAACAGAAUCGGUUCCUUCUGACAUUAACAAUGCAGUGGUCAGAACUGCAGAUCCACCACAGUUUGGCACCCUGCCCAAGGCUUUAACUAAGAAGGAUCACCAGCCUAUGGUAAACCAACUUGAUUCUAGCAGCAAUCCAUCUUCUACCACUUCAUCAACCCCAUCUUCUCCAGCUCCUUUUCAGCAAUCCAAUCCAUCAAGUGCUACCCCACCUCCAAAUCCAUCACCUAAGGGCCACCGUGAUAGUCGCUUCAAUUUUCCUGCUGCAUGCUACUUUCAGCAUAGACAACAGUUUAUUUUUCCAGAUGUGCCCAGUUCCGUGCCAACAGUGAUUCUGCAAUCAGAAACACCAGAUGUUUCAGAAGAAGUUGCAGCUGAGGAGACUGGAGCAACAGAGGAAAAUGAACCUGAGGACGAGGUGGAGGAUGAAGAGUCUGAUGAACUAGAAGAACUCCCAAAUAUGAAUUGUCAUCCGAAGGGGCCAAUCUCACGCAAAGCCAGCCAAACAAGUGUCUACCUACAGGAGUGGGAUAUACCAUUUGAGCAGCUAGAGCUGGGAGAACUUAUAGGCAAAGGGCGCUGGGGCAAAGUACACAAAGGACGCUGGCACGGUGAAGUAGCCAUUCGAUUGUUGGAGAUUGAUGGUAACAACCAAGAUCACCUAAAACUUUUCAAGAAGGAAGUCAUGAACUACCGGCAGACAAGGCAUGAAAAUGUAGUGCUGUUCAUGGGAGCUUGCAUGCAUCCUCCACAUCUUGCUAUCAUUACCAGCUUUUGCAAAGGCCGUACUCUUUAUUCCAUUGUUAGAGACACAAAAAAUGCACUGGAUAUCAACAAAACAAGACAAAUUGCACAGGAAAUAGUAAAGGGUAUGGGUUAUCUCCACGCCAAGGGCAUUGUUCACAAGGAUCUCAAAUCAAAGAAUGUUUUUUAUGACAACAACAAAGUUGUGAUUACAGACUUUGGACUUUUUGGAAUAUCUGGUGUGGUUCAGGAAGGAAGGCGAGAGAAUCAGCUCAAGCUCCCACAUGGCUGGCUGUGUUAUUUGGCACCAGAGAUAGUUCGAGAGAUGGCUCCAGGGAGAGAUGAGGACCAGCUGCCCUUCUCAAAAGCAGCAGACGUAUAUGCUUUUGGGACAAUUUGGUAUGAACUGCAAGCACGUGAUUGGCCUUUCAAAAAUCAGCCAGCAGAAGCAAUAAUCUGGCAGGUUGGCAGCGGUGAGGGUAUCAAAAAUGUCUUGGCACAAGUCAGCCUAGGAAAGGAAGUUACGGAAAUUUUAUCAGCAUGUUGGUCUUACCAUCCACCAGAUCGACCUACUUUCAUUCAAUUAGCUGAUUUGCUUGAAAAACUGCCAAAACUCAACAGACGUCUUUCACAUCCAGGUCACUUCUGGAAAUCAGCCGAGUAUGUGUCAUAAAACAAGUCUUGUAAUAUUUGGUUCAGUAUUGUCUCUUGUAUCAUUUUAAAAAAUGUCACCAUAUAUGUAUGUAUAUAUACAUGUUUGUGUGUAUUUGUGUGUUUGUGAGAGAUGUGUGCGCGUGUGUGUGUGUGUGUGUACGUAUGUAUGUAUGUAUUGUAUGUAUACAGACACACACACAAGAAAUAAUGGGUUAAUUUAUUGUUAAAAGAUAUAAAAAUGAUACUGGAUGUUUCCAUUUGUUUAAAACUUUUAAGUCCUUAAUACAGCUAGAUUUAACCAUGUCUUCUUUUAUUACCUACCUAGACAUUUUUUAUUUUUCUUUGUUCCUUUUGCUGUCACAGAGGAUUGGGUGCUGCACCACCCUUCUUCCUAGAAACAUCUACAUCCAUUUAUGUUACAUCCUUUUCCAAGGACUGGUGUCUAAACAUCUUUCAUUUUAGUUAAUAAUUGUGUUACACAACACAAUCUUUAUAAGCUAAUGUAUCAUUUUGGAUGCAUGAACAAUUUUUAUGAUCAUUAGAUACAAUUUGGGAAUUUUUCAACAUACGGUAAAAGUGUUGGUAGUUUAUUUAUUGGCUUUUGAAUUCCAAUAACUGCUGCUGAAUUCUAUAAAGGCUUGGUCGGGAGAAUAAAUAUUUUUUUAAUUAAUAUCUAUUUUUAAGUGCUUUUGUUCAUUUGGGAGUUUGUGUAUUUGAUAUUUUUAGUAAAAGGUCCUAAAGAGCAAGGAUUAUCAUCAUAAAAAGUAAAUGUUUUACAGCAAAUACAACUAACAAGAUUAAAAAAUUGAUAGUACACUGACUAUACUGAAUAAAUAGAAUAAGUGGUCCUUCACCUUGUAAUGUCAGUGCUAUUAGUAAAAUGGUUACUAAUAUUCUUUUUUGUUAUGGUCUAAUACUCCUACUGUAUGAUGUACAAUUCCCAUUCCAUCAUCUUGUAUCAAGUAUUGUGUCUAAGUUUUAAACAUUCACAAUACCCCUGUUUUCUUGACAUCUGUCUCCUGAAUGCUCCUGUCAUAUUCUUUCACAUCUCCAGGACUUUCACAACUUGCAUCACCAUACAAAUAUAUUGUAUGAUAUACUUUUGACAGUGCAAACAUUUUACAGCAUUUUAGGUGCUUUAAGCUUUGUCUUUGUGAGUCAUGUGUUCACUGUUCAUAGAUUUUACCUGGUCUUCUUUUUUAGAAAUAGAAUUUAGGUGUACAUCCUAAAUUGUUUACAUUUUCUUUAAAAUAUUCUAUUGAUAUUUGUCUGAAUGCACAGCAGGAAUAGUCUUGUUUUGUAAGGAAUAUUUUUUUUUAUAUAAGUGAUGGGAAAGAGUGACAAUGUGCAACACUAACAAGACUCUGCUUAAUCUAUCUUUCCUUUUCUAGUGUUUUAAUUGAAUUUGUGUAUAUUUUAUAGGAAUAUGGGUCUGGUAGAUCUGUGUAUUUCACACACAUCGUAUUCCUGUUGAAAGUUCAGUUUGACCUGCUACAACUAACUGCUCGUCCCACUCUUUGUCUUUCUUUUUCUGUAGGUUGUAGCUGUCCAUACACUCUGUGGGCCUGCCUGCAUGCAUUAUUUUUUGUUUUUCUUUAUUCUUAACUGCAUCUUUGCAAUAGGUGGCUGUUGCUUCUGUGAUAGUAAAAAAAAUUCAAGUGCACACCAGAAAAACUGCCUGCUGUUGCCACCAGUAAUUGCCAGAUGUCCUUGUGGUUUUGGUCAUUCUGAAGUGUGGAUCUCUGGUACCAUACUGGCCAAAGAUUUCUCAUUAAUUGAGAAAAUAGUGUUAGUCAUGGAUUUUUCAUUCUGAAGCAAACUGCAGAAGCAUGUAUGAGCUCUUAACUGUUACAUAACCAUGUCACAUGCUGAUGGAUCUAAGUUUAAAGAGCUACAAAUAUUAGCAGCAAAAAACUGGUUACAAAUAAGAUCUGAUUGUGCUUUAAUUUUUGCACAAACACUGUGAAAGAAAACCCUUUACGUGUGUAUGUAUAUAUGGAAAGGAGCUUCUUUUCUUUUCUCCCUCUUUCCCCAACCAGAAAAAUUUUUCAGGAAGGACCAGUCAGCCUCUUCUGUCAAGCCUGCAGUGAAGCAUCUCUCCUUUCACUCAGUUUCUCAGUGCUAAUGAUGGCAGCUCUAUCAGGCUUCAAUAGGAUUUGCAACACAUAUCUUGGAGUUUGCUGCCCAGGAUUAGAGUCUGUUUCUACUGCUUAUUGCUUUUUGUUAAUAUGUAAACUGGUUUAAUAUGUAAGAACACUGACUUACUAUAAAUACUACGGGGUCACAUUUUAAUUUUCCUUAUCCAUCUUCUUUAAAGAGCUGAUCUUGUUUUUAAUAGCAAUUCACAAACUUAAUUUUUCAUUCUUUCUUUUGAAUAGUAGCCUUUGUUUACAGGCUACUGUAUUUCUUUUGUAAGGAUGCAAAACUUACUGACACGGAUGUAGUCCGUAAAGUAAGGUUUGCCCAUUGGACAAUCCUUUAUUUUGAUUUUAGGAACUUUUCAAAACUACCAUAACUUUCCUAAUUAAUAUUAUGUCUGCUAGUGUUGAAAUGCUCUUGUUCUGAGAGCAAAAUAAUAGCAACAACAGAACGGAUCUGUAUACAUUGUGAAACAUUUACCUAACAAUUUAGGAUUUUUCUGUGAAUGACUGCCAGAAUGUCCCUUUGCAUACGUUCUUAAAGAAAGAGACUACCAAACAAAGCCAUGUAUAUACCGAAAAUAUAAUUUGAAGCUAUGAUAAUUUACACACUAAAAUACCCUUAUAUUUUACUGUAUUCUGAACAUAUUAUAUUGCAAGGCGAUUGAGUUAAGUUGACAAAGCAGGGGCCAACCCAGAGAGGGUUGCUCAUGCACAAACCUAGUCUCCAGUCAACCUUCCCUGGCCGUCUUUGGCAUGUAGGAGGAAAGUGGCAUACUGUCACUGGAUAAAGAUUAAAAACUUGUGUAAAUGUAUUUAUUAAAGUGUAGUUCCCAUUUAAGAAAAAUGUGAACUCAUUUUAAUCAGGCCAGGAAUACUUUUAAUUGUUAUAACCUUAAAGGGGAAAACACAUACACAUAUACAUGUACUGUAUGUAAGUAUACAUACAUGCAUACACACACACACACACAUAUACUGUACAUAAAAUGUAUAUACAAUGAGUAAGCAGUAAACAUUCUUUAAAUUUGGUUUUGUUUUCUGUAUGAGCUAUAAGUUGAAAGAUUUGUCAUGCCUUACUAGUAAUGCUAAAUAGCAAUGAUCUAUGCCCCUCUAAUGUUAAUUAUUAUUAUUAGUUUUAAGUUAUUUUUCUUAAUUAGUUUCAAAGCUACAAAGCAGAAACAGCACUGCUGCUUUUACUAUUUUGUUCAUUGCACUUUUGUGCUCUGCAGUCAUUCAUGGACAACCGCUGUAGAUGUAAUAUGCCUUGUUUGGGUACUUUUAAAAUAUAUUUAACAUAUGGUAGUAGUAGUAGUAGUAGUAGUAGUUUGUAAUGCUAUCAAAAUUUUAAGAUACAAAAUGUUAUGAUACUAAAAAGAAGUUUCCCCAUUUUUAACUUUAGUAGCAAAGGAUAUCUGGGACGAUUACAGGUUAUUAUAAAUGCUCGUAAAUACUAUUUGAAAAUGUAAUACUUGGGAGGAAAUGUUAGUUUAAGAAAAUAGUUUUUGCAAAUAAUGCUCAAGUCUUCCUUCUGUGCAUUGUGUCUUCUCCUUUUCAGUCAAAAUGAGAUAUGGUAUGACACAGGAUUAAUUUUGUUUAUGUUGUAGCCACUCUAGCUCUUCAGGCUAAUAGUGUUGCUAGUUUAUCUUAAAGGUCAGAGACUGAAUGCUCAUUCAUUUGCUCCUUGUUUAUUCAGUUGCGUCUUUUAAUGGGUUCUUCAGUAAGUUUAUUUAUUAUGGGGGGGGGGGGGGGUUCUAGAGAGUUUUUUAAUUAUGGGAAAAGUUCUGUUUUAAUUCUUUCUAGUCAUUUAAUAAUUCACAAAUUAAUCACAAAAAUGUGAUAAACAGGCAAAAAGUGAAAUGUUCAUUUAUUUGAUGCUUCUUUAUGAAGUAUAGUGUUGUUGUCACCACUAUAGUGCCUUUCACAGUAAAAAUAACAUAAAAUGUUUAGAAGCACCAAUACAUUUUUUGGAAUUGGGGAGUGAAUUGCAAUAAGCAGGGUUCAAAUUUGAAAUGAUUCCUGCUGUAUGGUUUCUUUUUGAAAGCAUUAAAUUAUAUAUAUUUAGUAUAUUAACAAAGGAAAUACCCACACUAUUAUGAUGAGAAAGUCAGGUCCUCAAGAGCCACGGGCUUUCACACUUAUAGAUCUAUGUAGCAUUUCACAAUAAAACUACUUUCGUUUAACCAGUUCAUAAGUGAUAAGUGUGUAGUACAGAUUCAUGUCUAUUCUGAGCCAUUUCUCUUGAAAAUCAAUAUAGAUGUUUAAAAAUCAAGAUAAACAAACUAGAGAUUUUAUUAAGAAUGUCCUUUUAGAGUCCAAUUGUUUAUUGUCUUUUUGAUUUAUAUAUUAGAACAGUUACAAUGAAAAGCUGCAUUUGAGGACGACUUUUGUCCACCUCUGAUGAUGGGUACUCCUUGAAGCCGUAGAGUUGAGUGGCACAUGUUAAUUUAACAGUUGAGUGGUAGGAAUGAAAUAAUAAAAUCCAGAUGAAGCUGGUGUCCUUUCAGUGUAUGUUCAUGUGUUUUUUUGUUUCCUGAUUUUUGUCACCUAAACUCUUCUGUUAUCAGAAGCAUAUAGCUGGGAGGAAAGUGCUUUUAUAUACCUGCCAUCUUUCUUCAAACUAACCGUAUAUCUGCUGUUACAUUGCUGUUCAAAUUCUGAUUACAAUCUGCAUGCAGCCUACCUUUUGGAUGUUGUCAUCCUUAAAUUGCUGCUUAUUGCUGCUUAAGCUAUCUGGUUGAAUGUAGUGUUAAAGCUGUUACUUCUGCAAUAACAGAGGUAUAAUAGGAGGAUAUUUUGUUUUCGUAAGAUGUUUUAUUUAAAUGCAACUGUAAAAUUGUUAUGAAUGUAUAAAUGCAAAUUGUUUGUUUAUAGCUAGGUUGUAGCAUUUUUGGUACUUGAUCAUUUUUUAAAGCAUUUUUUAAAUAUCUUUUUGAAAAGUGUUUCUUUUUUUAACUUUUAUGAUAGAAACUAAUUCAAAUUGGCACACGGAAAAGACCAGGCUGAACAGACAUGCACAUGUUCAAUACUGAUCGAAUAAUGCAAACUAACACACUAAAAAAGCAAUGUGAACACUGGGAAACUUCCAGGUGAGACCCAAUUGCUGUGCUGUUGCAAGGGUAGCAGAUUCAUUAUGGCCUUAAUUACUGUAUCAGCUUCUAGAAUUUAUCUGGCUGAGUGAUGGAAAAUACAGUGUGUACGUGUGUGUAUAUGUGUAUAUGAAACAUACUCUGGUGAGAUGUAAAUGAGUGUCAUAUUGGGUGGCAAACAGUGUAGAUAAUUGCUUCUUUUGUUCAUUAACAUUUGGAUGUUAGGCACAUUGUCUUUCAUAUUUUGGACAUUCUCUUGAGCACUUGAAUACUAGAUUCGGAAAUGCAAUUUUUUAUUGUUCCUCUCCUCUUUUCAGACUCCAUCACAAACACACACACACACACACAUCUGUACAACCUUCAGAGCUGCCAUUCGUGCUUGAAUGAUAUUGUUAAAGUGCUUGUUUUAGAACUGAGCUGAGGAGGCACUAACACCUUUAGGCUCUUGGGUUUAAUGUGAAGUUAAAAAGCAUUUUUCUGUAUGAUGUUGUAGGAGUCUACUUAACAAUGACCAUUUACACAUGUAAAAGACUUUUUCUUUUGGAAUGUGAUGUAAAAUUUGUACAGUGUAAGAUUUAUACAUAUAUAUAAAUAUAUAUAUAUAUAUAUAUAUUUUAUACAAAACAACCUGGAGUUUGUCUUCCAGAUAUCAGUAAGGAUUCAUUUAUAUAAGAUUUAAUAUUGAAAGAGGUUCUCUGUUGGUUAGUGCACCAGUUUCAGAUGUACUAUAUACACAACCGUGGGCUUGUCGAUUUUUCUGUGGAAAAUAAAUUCUCUUUUUGUCCAUCCACUUCACCAAUAAAAUUUGCCACUUGAUAUUUA